Molecule: messenger RNA, 5155 nt
Organism: Betta splendens (Siamese fighting fish)
Lineage: Eukaryota; Metazoa; Chordata; Actinopteri; Anabantiformes; Osphronemidae
Gene: akt3b
Product: v-akt murine thymoma viral oncogene homolog 3b
Exons: 14
Coding region: 964-2403 (479 amino acids)
Biological process (GO): protein phosphorylation
Molecular function (GO): ATP binding; protein serine/threonine kinase activity
Source: RefSeq, a predicted model, not a curated record
GGGGCACCGGGUGCGGGUUCGUCUGGGAGCGGAGGUUAGCGCUAGUAGGCUAGCGGCCGUUAGCGGGCUGCUGCCUCGUCAUUCGCCAGUCUGGGAGGAUGCGGCGCCGGGGAUGCUGCUGCAGAAAGGGGGAGGGAGGGAGGGCCAGCAACGGAACCCACCGUCCGCCUGGCCUCGACCCAUCUCCGCGACGAACGACACCCCCUCGGUCUCCACCGCCCCUCCUCCACCCCCUCGUCCUACCUCCGAGUGCACCCAUCCUUUCACCACCACGUCGCCGUCUCUGUCUGGCAGCUUGAAUCAAAGGGCCGGUCCACGGUGGGGUCGCAUCACCGUAAACACUCAAAUAACUGCCCGUGGCUGUCAGCUAGCCAGGCGGCUAUGCUAGCCAGCCUCCCCGCUAGCUAGCCGGCUAACACUAGCCGUAGCAUCACCCCUCUUCACCCCUAGCAUCCUGACUAGCACGCAUCCACCACACCGUCACCGCUACGGGCCAGCGUGUGUCGACCGACGCCCCCCUCACUCCACCGGGCCGCGGCGGUUGUUUCACCGCCCCUGACAGACCCCCACCCUCAGACAUCUAUUUGCGUCUAGGCCACUGAGAUGCUGACUCACCGCCUGAACCCAGAAGGAGAAGACGGGGUCUGAGGAGACGGGAGAGCGAGCGAAACCCAGAGGAAGCGAGCGAAAGGGACAGAGGGAGGGAGAAAGAAAGAGGAAUAAGGGUCUAAAGUAGGUGAAGGAGAGUCGGAGGGAGGUGGAGGAGAGCAGGACGGGUCCGUUGGGUCCGAGGGCGAGACCAGCAACAGUAAGUGACUGGGAGGCGCCAAGCAGACAGAUCUGACACCAGGCCGGCGUGGGCGCGGGUCGGGUGGAGGUCAGAGGUGAAGCGGCUUCAGCACAUCCCACCGUCUCGCUCCCCCUCCACCACACUGGGAGAACUGGGAACCAGGAGAAGCCACCAUGAGCGACCAGAACGUCGUCAAGGAGGGCUGGGUCCAGAAAAGAGGUGAGUACAUUAAGAACUGGCGGCCGCGCUACUUCCUGCUGAAGACAGACGGCUCUUUCAUUGGAUACAAGGACAAGCCACAGGACUCAGACCUGGCAUAUCCACUCAACAACUUCUCUGUAGCAAAAUGUCAGCUGAUGAAGACGGAGCGGCCCAAGCCCAACACCUUCAUCAUCCGCUGCCUGCAGUGGACCACUGUCAUCGAGAGAACCUUUCACGUCGACACUCCUGACGAAAGAGACGAGUGGGCUGAAGCCAUCCAGAUGGUGGCGGAGUCGCUGGCCAAACAGGAGGAGGAGGGAAUCCUGUGUAGCCCAACAUCCCAGAUCGAGAACGUCAACGAGGAGGAGAUGGACACGUCCAUCAGCCACUACAAACGAAAGACAAUGAAUGACUUUGACUAUCUGAAGCUUCUGGGCAAAGGCACUUUUGGAAAGGUCAUUCUAGUGAGGGAGAAGGCGAGUGGCACCUACUACGCCAUGAAGAUCCUGAAGAAAGAAGUCAUUAUAGCCAAGGAUGAAGUUGCUCACACACUUACAGAAAGUAGGGUAUUAAAAAACACUCGGCAUCCGUUCCUAACUUCUCUGAAGUACUCGUUCCAGACCAAGGACCGGCUGUGCUUCGUUAUGGAGUACGUCAACGGAGGAGAGCUGUUCUUCCACUUGUCGAGAGAACGAGUGUUUUCUGAGGACCGCACCCGUUUCUACGGUGCAGAGAUCGUCUCGGCUUUAGACUACCUGCAUUCUGCCAAGAUUGUCUACCGCGACCUGAAGCUGGAGAACCUGAUGUUGGACAAAGACGGCCACAUCAAGAUCACAGACUUUGGCCUUUGCAAAGAAGGCAUCACUGACACUGCCACCAUGAAGACCUUCUGUGGAACCCCGGAGUACCUGGCUCCUGAGGUCCUGGAGGACAAUGACUACGGACGGGCCGUGGACUGGUGGGGCUUGGGUGUGGUGACCUAUGAGAUGAUGUGCGGCCGCCUGCCCUUCUACAACCAGGACCACGAGAAGCUGUUCGAACUGAUUCUAAUGGAGGAGAUCAAGUUCCCACGAACCCUGUCAGCCGACGCCAAGUCGCUGCUGUCGGGGUUGCUCAUCAAGGACCCAAACAAACGGCUGGGCGGCGGACCGGAUGACGCUAAGGAGAUCAUGCGACACAGUUUCUUUGGCACAGUCGACUGGCAGGAUGUCUACGACAAGAAGCUGGUGCCACCGUUCCAGCCCCAGGUCAGCUCUGAGACGGACACGCGCUACUUCGACGAGGAGUUCACAGCACAGACCAUCACCAUCACUCCGCCAGAGAAAUACGAUGAGGACGGGAUGGACGCAGCAGACAACGAGCGGAGGCCUCAUUUCCCACAGUUCUCCUACUCGGCCAGCGGGCGGGAGUGAACGUCCGGCCAGCAGCCGCCUUCGUCCCCAUUCGUGGCCAUUCUGAGGAAAACACGUAGCCAUUUAGGAACAAGUACCAGUCUCCCCUCUUUUCCUCCUCCUCUGCUCGCAGACGGGGAGAAGUCUUUCUAGGGACUUUAAAAGAGGUUUUGCACAGUGGGACAGACUCCAGUCGGUCUCCCCACAUUAAAAAGAAGUCUCCUACAUUUUCAGUGCUAUUUACUGCAGAAGGCAAUGUUUUUGUUAUUUAUUCUUUUCUCUGCGCCAGUAUUACGUUGUCGACCCAGGUUGCUUUCAUCUUGAUUUUUCGUUUGUUGUUCCUUCUUCUUCUUUUGACUUCUUGCACUUGGUUUGGAAGAGCCGUUUUAGGGAACAAAAGACCAAAAAUGUUGCCUUAUGUGUGCAGACAUUUCGUAUCAUACAGACAGGGUGUAGGGCGUUUGUUCGUUUGUUUGUUGGGGGGCGUGGCUAGAGACGGAUCAUUCUUAGAGAAAAAGUGCAUGGCUCGUGGUUGAUUCAAAAAAAAAAAAAAAAGAAAAACAAAAAAAAGUUGUUUGUCGUACAUUUGCCACAGCAGCGCACAUCUCCUUCCCAUGGCAACGAACACCGCUGCUGCAGGAAAGGACACAAGAUGAGAAUCCUUCCUUCUGUGGUCUUUUAUUUGUCCACUCAUUUGGUUUCUCUCACGCUUUCUUUAGAAGUGAAACAGAAAACACUAAACUGCCAGAAUCUGCACAGUUGACUCAGGCGCCACAGAGCACAACGCGUUUAGACUCGGCUCCAGCGGGCGAACGAGGCCUUUCUCUGCGUUCUCCUGCUGCGCGUCCCUGAUCGUAGCCGUAGGAUGUUUAUACGUGUGCGUGUGUGUGUAACAUGUAUGGGGAGAAGACUGUCAUAGCGCGCACACACACACACACACACAGAAACAGGAAGCAGCUGUGAGUUCUCCGAAUGGGCCCAAGUCGGCGGUUUUCUCCAGAAACGAUCCGUUUUUCCUGUGAUCAGAAUAAUCAGACCGAAGUUAAUCCCCAUUAAUCAUGUUCCAGCGCUCCAACAAAUUUGACCCCGGUAUUUAUUAAUUUAUUUAUUUGCUUAUUUAUUUAUUUGAGUCAAAUUUACCCCAGACUGAAAGCGAAUGAUUGUGAGUAAUGGAAACUCGGCCCAGGCUGCAGAGGACAUGACUUCUGUCCCCAGCAGCUCCAUCAUGUGCACAAACAUCCUCCUCUUUACAGGCUGGGAACCAAAUCAAGCAGGAUCCUUUGUUUCCCACUGUGUCCAUGUAGUGAAAGUAGUAAAGACACGGCUCAGAGCAGCUCUGGCGCCUGCUGUCAGACCCACCUGAGCUGUGAAGGUCGUCUGGUGGACCCUUGUCUUUUUCUGCUCCCAUUCGCAGAAUGGAAGUAACAACUUCAAACCGGUAGUCCUGUAGGUUGAAGCUUCCUCUACAAGACGGGAACUAACAACAAGUAGAAGAACUGGGCCUUUAAAUGGGAUUAGUUGUGCUCAGUCUGGGUCCGGUUGUGGUGGUGGAGUGGGUGCGUCCUGCCCACUAGAGGCCUAAGAUGUGCACAACACUGAGCACAGAAGAGACAAACUCAUCACUGCUUUAAUCACUGCACAGAUUAAGACUCGAAUCACAUCUGAUCCGUUUCUGGAGACGACCGCCAACCUCGUCCGUAGUGCAGUCACCAGGCGCUGAUUCCCGACAAGAGGAGGCUGCACCUGAAGCAGUCAAGUAGUUGUUUGAUGCUGUGUCCUGGAUGAAAAGGACUGAAACAUAUCGAGCAGCAGGGCGAAGCCCACUCACCGCUCAGACACGGAUACAUUUAGUCGGAUACAGAGAAAUAUUCACAAACGCACAGAUAUACGAAGAGUAGAACUUUAUUUAUCACGCUAACAGAGAUGAGGCUUCCAGCUCCAAAUCCUGUCAGUAUUUUGAGAGAAAUGAACGUAUAUGUUUCUGAACAGAGGCUUUUCACCGAUCAUGAAAAAACUGAGCCGUGACGCACUCGUGUGAAGACUGAGGACUGCCAGUAAAUAGUCGAGUUGCCCCAAAACGUCUUGAUGUAAAUAUGCAAUGCCUUUUUUGUCUUGUGGCAUCUUGACCGACCAGAUUCAGUUUUUUCUUCUGUGACUGUACUUGGAGCUCAUGGUGACAGUGACCACAACUCAAAACUGCGUUUAAGAUGGAAAUGAAGUCUAAAAAGUCAAAACCUGGACCUUUCACUGGUUUUGGAAUUUGUUUUUCUUUUCCUGCGACUUAAUGCACUGAUCCCAGUCGUUCAUGGAUGACGUUACCAUGGCAACCCCAGCUCCUCUGUUGCCGUGGUCCCCAGAAAUGAUGAACUCCUGGUUUUCCUGCCAGAUAAAUGACUGUGACUGUGGAGUCUGUAUCGUCUCCUGUUUCCUUUCACCCUCUUCAAAAAAUACAAUAUGUGGAACAUUUUCAACUUAUUGCAGUGCUGGUUUCAUCAUUUUACCCUGUCCCUCCUUUUUUGGCACCAUAGUAUUUCUUUUAUUUCUGUUUAUCAUUCUAGGCAGUGAUACCUUGUAUGUUGUUAAAAAGGCACCUCUUAAAAGUUGCUGAAGGAUGAUGAUGUUGAUGAUGAUGCAUUAACUAAAGUCUUCUUUUUCUUUUGUAUCAUUCGCUUGUUUCUUUUCUUACCAAAACAUUAGAGCGAGAUCCCAAUAGUGGACUUGCAUUGCCGUGGUAGUAUUUAUUUUGAAUUAAAUUAAAAAAAAAUACAUUUCA